Messenger RNA from Solanum dulcamara, 1042 nucleotides. RefSeq names its product protein DESIGUAL 2-like. The record is from RefSeq and is a predicted model, not a curated record. The transcript is spliced from 3 exons. NCBI's taxonomy places the organism in Eukaryota, Viridiplantae, Streptophyta, Magnoliopsida, Solanales, Solanaceae. Bases 397 to 915 code for a protein of 172 amino acids.
AAGCUGCAGUAACAUGCAAGUGAAUAUAUAUGGCUUUAAAAAAUUAAGAGAAUAACAAAAUUUAGAGCUGGGGAUACCCUGCUUUCCUUGUUCCUCAUGAAAGGAAUCCAAAUCUAAAGAGAGAAAAAAAGAAAGUAAAGUAGAAUAAAGAGGUCUUUCAAGACAAAGGAACACUUUUUCUCCAUAAGCUCCAGCUAAUCUUACUCAUAUAUCAUAUACAACAUUUAGGUUUCUUGCAUCCAUAUCCUUUAUUCAGAUUCUCACGUUGAACUCCAUUUUUUUUUUGCUCUUUUCAUGCAUUCUUCAUGUUUGUAUAAAAGGGUGUCCCCUGUUUUUUCCAUGAAUAUUAUCAGCUGUCUCUAAUCUCAAAGUAGUAAAUUAACUAAAUUGUCGAAGAUGGCUAAAAACAUUGGCAUUCUUGUUUGUCUUCUUCUUGUGAUUUUGGAUGUUGCAGCUGGUAUACUAGGAAUUCAAGCUGAGGUAGAACAAAAUAAGGUUCAAGACUUGAAGGUGUGGAUCUUUGAAUGUAGAGAUCCAAGCUAUGAAGCUUUUAAGCUAGGAUUGGCUGCAACAGUACUUUUGGUUCUGGCACAAGUUAUUUCUAAUCUGCUUGCUGGUUGUAUUUGCAUCCAGUCUAAGGAAGAGCUGGAUAAGGCUUCUUCUAACAAACAACUUGCUUUUGCUUCCUUUGUAUUCCAAUGGAUCAUUAUGGGCAUUGCAUUUUCAUUGCUGGUAGCUGGAACAUUGUCAAACGGGAAGGCAAGAAGAUCUUGUGGCAUAUCACACCAUCGUUUCUUGUCGAUAGGAGGAAUAUUGUGCUUUAUCCAUGGACUUUUCUCAGUUUCCUACUACAUCUCUGCUACUGCCACCAUCCAGGAAGAUAAGAAGCUGAAUCAACAAGGAGGCCAUGCAUGAACACAAAAAAAUUUACUCUCUUCCAAUAGAUGCAGCCUUCCUAACAGAAUUAGAUUAACUCAGUGCUCUAUACGAGAGAAAUGAAAGCAGAAUAUGUAUGGAGAACUCAUCAUAACUGAGUCCCAUA